AUGCAGCGUUCUGAGGACAAGGUUGUCACACAAAUGCUCGUCUGGACCGGAAGCGGUUACUGGGGAGGUCCUACUCGGCGACUCGUGAGAGGGCAGAAGAGCGCCAGCAACCAAGCGAGAGUGUGCCAAUGCGCAGUGGAGGAGAAGCGCGAGGUUGAAGCUGACAUAACAGAGGCGCUUCGCGGGUUGAAAUCACAGGAAAUGGGCGAGGUCGAGCGGCUCUCGUACGACUUUGUCGCUGUUCGCGGCGCGUCGAGUAUGGAUCCGUCCGACUCGCAACCGCAGAGCAGCGGGGCCUCCAAGUCUAGCACGACAGCUGCACCUGCGCAGAAACAGCCCGGCUGCGAUGUCAAGCCGCGCCUCACCAAAGACCAGCACGAUGUUCUCGAGCAGCACUUCUUGGCGCAGCACAAGCCGAGCACCAACGUGAAGAAGGACUUCGCCCUGAAGCUGGGCGUGCCGUUGGACAAGAUCAAUAACUGGUUUCAGAACCGCAGAGCCAAGGUCAAGCAGGAUCGCAAGAAGAUGAUGAACCAGUACAACAUGCAAGUGGGCGUGUCGUACGGGCACCCGCAUAUGCCAGUCAUGCCCAGCCAAUUCACGCACCAUCAAGAGCAACAACACGCGCAAAUACCCAUGCAUCAAGACUUCUACCCUAGGACCGCUGACGUCAGCCCUCCAAGCCUCCCCGUCCAAAGCGCCGAAGGGCCGUCAGCCCUAGACCUAGGCCCCCAGAUCUCACUGCAGCAGCAGUACGACAUGCAGCAUUCUCUGCGAUCGAUCCCAGAGGCUGACCGGACUACAUCCUAUCAUCCAAAUGCCGUCAUGCACUCUAUCAUGGCUGCAACCAACGGGGCUUACAUGCACAACAAUGGCAUGCCCAUCAACGCGCAAGAACCAGCCUUCUCAUACGACACAAGCGGACUACCCGAUGCCUAUUCGAAUGACCUGGCUUUCAACGGAUCCUUGUCCAACGACCUCGCACCGUCACACCCGGCCUUUACCUUUGCCGACUUCGGAAUCGAUUACUCCACGCUCACUGCUACCGAAACCAACACCUCAAGCUCAGCUGAUGUCCAUCACAGCACAGGGUCCAUUUCUUCAGAGCCGUCACCCUUCUCUGGUGGCCAAUCCACUGGAGCUACCCAGUCGCCCAACGGCCCAACUCCUCCUUCAGUCCCGUCAGUCACUUCUCUUUAUACUGGGUGGACAGAGGAUCAAACUCAAGUAGCGCAACCCAAGCAGGAUGACGAGGUUAAUGACCAGUUUGCCACACCUUACACACUCACCCAGGCGUCCGCUUCGGAGCAGACACUUCCAUUCUGGGGUCAAGAUCCACGCACUCAGGCCUUCCCACAGUCGAGUUUCUAUCAGCAGCAGAACCUAUCUGCGCAGGCCGUCUUUUCCUCGCCUGGGCAAGACCAUGCACGGAAGCUCAGUGCGGCUCCUUCAGACUUCGACUUCCCUCCAGUUUUCCAUGAGGAUGCGUAUGCGCGAAGGAACUCUUCAACGAGCAAUCUAGCGAACAAUAUGGACGCAAUACACAUCCGAAACGGCACGCCAGAUGAGUUCAAACAGCCCAAUCAGCCUUCUAGUAUUGCUGCGAGAAGACAGAAGCGACCAGUUGCUUUGAACUCAACGGCAAUUAGGAGUGCGUCUUACUCUGCUCCGAUGCCUUCUCCUGGUGGCAACAACGAUCAUGCUUUACGAAGAAUUCGUUCAAGUGGAAUUGGGAAUGCUGCGGGUCGUAUCCAGAAAUCUCAGCCAGGCUCAGCACAACGCUCGCCUAUGGCAAUGAGCUUCUCGGACGCUGCUGCUUCGCCCAAGUUUGCAAGAACGUUUUCCUCUUCGAGUGCUACUACCAUUGGACAGGGCGGUAGUCUAGCACCGCCAACCCCACUCACUCCUCAGGAUUUCGGAAACUAUUGGCAGAGUAGUACCGUCAUCAGGCCACAUUCGGUUAUGCCUGAGCACAACAGUCCAGAAAGCAUGCACACUUGCUGGUCUGUUGACCAACCUGGAACUUUACUUGGGAAGAGCAACUCCCCGCAGUCUACGUCUUUAGACUUGCAGGCACGAUUUGCCAAUGACGCUAUGUAUCGCGACACGCCUCCGCAGUCAGCACCUGCCACACAGCAAACCUUUCCAAGGACCGCGUACACGCACCGUCCCCAGAUGCGAGCGGGCUUCCACUCAACUACCGACCUCACCAUAGAGCAGCCCAAGCCAUCACACUUCCGGAGACCUUCGCUUCCGGAUACUGCGCAAACUCAAGUUGAAGAGGGCAACAUGCAGUAUCUUCAGAGCGGCAACAUCAACUACAAUGACUACAAAGACAUUUCACUGAAUAGCAUCCACCACAACAUUCCCUUUGCUCCGCCGGUCUCGUCCAUGCCAGAUUUUCUUGUCCAUCAGUACACACCACCAGACGGCACAGAUCCGCAUGGCAAUCUCAUACGACGAGCGACAGAAGCCCAACCUAAAAGCUUCAUCUUUGCGAAUCAAGGGCCUAGCGACUUCAGGGCACAAUAG
This is a messenger RNA of Cucurbitaria berberidis CBS 394.84, 2532 nucleotides long. RefSeq lists its product as uncharacterized. The transcript is spliced from 3 exons. Bases 1 to 2532 code for a protein of 843 amino acids. Gene Ontology annotation, cellular component: nucleus; RSC-type complex. The record is from RefSeq and is a predicted model, not a curated record. Lineage: Eukaryota; Fungi; Ascomycota; Dothideomycetes; Pleosporales; Cucurbitariaceae. Gene Ontology annotation, molecular function: DNA binding; DNA-binding transcription factor activity, RNA polymerase II-specific. Gene Ontology annotation, biological process: regulation of transcription by RNA polymerase II.